AUGUUGGCGAUGCCCUGGUGGCUGAUCAUGAUCUUCCUCAAGUACACCAACAAGGCUCCGACCGGCUCAUUUGACUACGGUGAUACUGACAGGUGGGCCAGCUCCUACCCACUCUGUGGUGGGCCGAUGCAGUCCCCUGUGGAACUCACUGCUACCAGGACUACCAUCAGUCGGACGCCCAAGCUGCGAUUUGCCCGGGGGCUGAAAGACGGGGAGGUUGAGGUCACCAAUACUGGCCGAGAGAUCAAAUUGAAGCUGCUUCCAAAGAACCGAACCGAGCCGCUUCUGGAGCUAGUCUCUUACAGCUCACCGAUGAACGGUGCCUACACGUUUGCACAGAUGCACUUCCACUGGGGUCCUGGAGCUCAGCACCAUGGUUCAGAGCACUGUGUAAACGACCAGUACACCGACACCGAGGCUCACUUUGUGUUUUUCAACAGCCGCUACGGCGGCUUCAAGGAGGCGGUGCGCCACUUUGACGGUCUGCUGGUGAUCGGAGUGAUGCUGCGCGGCGCGCAGCAGCCAGGCGGCCUCGCGUUCCCGACGCUGGGUCUGGAGAACAAGCUGCACGCCAUCGAUCUGCCCGGCAAUCGACUGACGCGGCGGACCGACCUCACCUACUUCAAAACGCUGUUGCAGCACGCGGUCGGCAACUUCUACAGCUACCACGGCAGCCUGACCACGCCGCCGUGCAACCCGGUCGUCACCUGGAUGGUGGCGGCCAAGCCGGUGGAUGUGAGCAGCACCUUCCUCGAGCGGCUGAGGACAGAAAUCUUCGAGGACGCCGACGGCACCCGGCCUCUGGUCAACAACUGCAGGCCAACGCAGGGCCGAAGCGGACGCACCAUCACCAAGCACAUCAGCAUCGGAUAA
Amphibalanus amphitrite is the source of this 873-nucleotide messenger RNA. Its product is annotated as carbonic anhydrase-like. The transcript has a single exon. Gene Ontology annotation, molecular function: carbonate dehydratase activity; zinc ion binding. The coding region runs from base 1 to 873 and encodes 290 amino acids. NCBI's taxonomy places the organism in Eukaryota, Metazoa, Arthropoda, Thecostraca, Balanomorpha, Balanidae. The record is from RefSeq and is a predicted model, not a curated record.